Molecule: messenger RNA, 1611 nt
Organism: Quercus robur (English oak)
Lineage: Eukaryota; Viridiplantae; Streptophyta; Magnoliopsida; Fagales; Fagaceae
Product: AT-hook motif nuclear-localized protein 17-like
Exons: 1
Coding region: 509-1456 (315 amino acids)
Cellular component (GO): nucleus
Molecular function (GO): DNA-binding transcription factor activity; minor groove of adenine-thymine-rich DNA binding
Source: RefSeq, a predicted model, not a curated record
AAAGGCCAUGUAGAAGUAAGGUUGAGCUAACCAUUACACAAAUUCUUCUUAUUCAUUGACAAUUUCUCUCUCUCUCUCCCUCUCUCAAUCUUGUAUGUGAUGUAUGGAGUGUGGACCCUACUUCACCUCCAACCAGCGGCGCUAUUAGUCUUUACUUGGUUUCAAAGCUCACCCACCUCCUCUCUCUCUCUCUCUAUCUCACUCAUAAAUCAACCUCAUCCUCCAUUUAUUAUAAACAAAUCCAAACACCACCUUACCAUCUUCUUGCUCUGCCUAUCUCUCUCAAAGUCUUGGUCUUGGCAAAUCCCCCCCCCCCCCCCUCUCUCUCUCUCUCUCUCUCUCUCUCUCUCCUUCUUCCAAGUCCAAACUAGCCUUCUAGUUUCUUCUCUAUAUUUUAUUACAAUUUACAAAACUCACCAAAAAAAAAAUCCUAUUCCUCUAGUUUCCUAAACCAAUCAUAAACCCAAUACAAAUAUCCAUAUAUUUAAAAAAAAAAAACACAAAAACAAUGAAAGGUGAAUAUGUAGAACCAAAAAACGAAAACACUUCAAACAUGUUCUCAAAACUUCACCACCCUUCUUCUCCACAUCUCCAAAACCCAUUUUCUCACCCUUUCCACCAAGUCCCCACCGACUCCCAAACCCAACAGCAUCAUCAUCACCAUCAUCAUCAACAACAACAACAACAACAACAACAACACUCCGAAGACGAUGAGAGCCGAAGCAGUGGCGGUGGGCCCACACCGACCCAAACUCUGGCCCUAAAGCCCAAACACGACGCUGAUGGAGCUUCAAUCGAAGUGGUUCGGCGGCCCAGAGGCCGCCCGCCCGGUUCCAAAAACAAGCCCAAACCGCCCGUCAUCAUAACCCGAGAGCCCGAACCGGCCAUGAGCCCGUACAUUCUCGAAGUCCCAGGCGGAAACGACGUCGUCGAGGCGAUCUCGAAGUUCUGUCGCCGCAAAAACACCGGCCUCUGCGUCUUAACGGCUUCUGGAACCGUCGCCAACGUCACGUUACGCCAGCCGUCGACCACUCCCGGCGCCACCGUUACUUUUCACGGCCGCUUCGACAUCUUAUCGGUCUCCGCCACCUUCCUAACGGCGUCGUUUCCUCCAAUCCCAAACGGGUUCACCAUCUCCCUCGCCGGCCCGCAGGGCCAGAUCGUCGGAGGAAUCGUCGCCGGAGCUUUAAUCGCCGCCGGAACUGUGUACGUCGUAGCUGCCUCGUUCAACAACCCCACGUACCACCGCCUCCCGCCUGAGCUGGAAGAUAUAAGGGACGAUGGAAACUCGCCGCCUCACGCGGCGGUUUCAGGUGGAGAUAGUGGGCAACACCCGGCGGCGCCGCCUCAGGGAGGAGGAGAGUCGUGCGGGAAUAUGGCUAUGUAUAGUUGCCACUUGCCUUCCGAUGUGAUUUGGGCUCCAACUGCUAGACCACCACCACCACCACCUUACUAAUUUUAGCGUUUUUUUUUUUGGUUUUUAAAUUUCUGGGUACUGUGAAUUUUAGAAAGUCUUUUAUUUUGUUGUUGAAGAAUUCGGGGUUUGUGACCCUGGAUUAACUUCUUUGUUUAAAUUUCAUGUUAAUGUUAAUGUUAGCGUUUUUUAGUUUA